Molecule: messenger RNA, 510 nt
Organism: Miscanthus lutarioriparius
Lineage: Eukaryota; Viridiplantae; Streptophyta; Magnoliopsida; Poales; Poaceae
Source: the annotation of a GenBank genome assembly
AUGGGGAAAGUUCGAUAUCUUAACCAUGAGUCGCACCAAAAGGGAGUGCGAUGGAUAAUUGGUCAAGGAUGUGCUGGCCAGUGGCUGAUGGCGUCCUCCCGCAUGGAGACCUUCUCGGAUUUCGUUCCCCCUCUUGACACCAAGGUCGCCCCAAGUUGCAGCUGUUCUCCUCCGCUGCUCACAUCCGUUGACGGAGCUGAUGGCUGUGAAGUUCAGGUUCUGAAUGAGGAGGGGUUGUGGGCUGAUGGCCAAGUGAGACAAAAGUUUCUCCAUGUUUGUGUGCCCCAGGUUUUAGAAGACGGUAUAGCCAAUACUAAUGCUGCUGAGGCAAACACCUCUUCAGCAUCCCAUGCCUGGAGUGAUGGUGUGGCACUACAGUGGACGAUCUUGUGCAAGAUGUUUGCUGAGCACCACCAUGGAGUCCUCGAGUGCCAAGAGCACCUAGGUGCUAGCACUGCCUCAUGGCUCCUCGUAGUUCGCAUGUUUGAGAUGCACGAUUGGACAUGUUAA